AUGGGCUGCUGCUCCGCCAGAUGCAUGCUGGUCCUCCUGUGCUGUCUGCAGCUGAUGACAGCUGUGGAGAGGCAGGUGUUCGACUUCCUCGGUUACCAGUGGGCACCCAUCAUGAUCAACUUCUUCCACAUCAUCGUGGUCAUCCUGGGCCUGUUCGGCACCGUCCAGUACAGACCACGAUACGUCAUCGUGUACCUGCUCUGGACGCUGUUGUGGAUCGGCUGGAAUGUCUUUGUGAGCUGCCUCUACUUGGAUCUGGGAGGACUUUCAAAGGACAGCGAGGUCCUGACCCUCGGCGUGUCGUCACAUCGCUCCUGGUGGAAGGACCACGGGCCGGGCUGCGAGCGCGAGGGCCUUCCCUCCGCCGGAUGGGACCACCAGCAGAACCCUGAGCUGACCACGGUGCUGAGCUGCUGGCUGGAGUACCAGUACAUAGAAAUCCUGCACUGCAUCGUCCAGCUGCUCACAUCACUCUUGGGAUUUGUUUACGGCUGCUAUGUCGUCAGCACUUUUUCAGAAGAGGAAGACAGUUUUAAUUUCAAUGCUGAUUUUCAUCAUCCAUCCAAACCCCCUCACUUGUUCUUCUAG
This is a messenger RNA of Pleuronectes platessa (European plaice), 588 nucleotides long. RefSeq names its product sodium/potassium-transporting ATPase subunit beta-1-interacting protein 3. Gene Ontology annotation, biological process: regulation of sodium ion transport. The transcript has 6 exons. The record is from RefSeq and is a predicted model, not a curated record. NCBI's taxonomy places the organism in Eukaryota, Metazoa, Chordata, Actinopteri, Pleuronectiformes, Pleuronectidae. Bases 1 to 588 code for a protein of 195 amino acids.